Messenger RNA from Eruca vesicaria subsp. sativa (arugula), 544 nucleotides. NCBI's taxonomy places the organism in Eukaryota, Viridiplantae, Streptophyta, Magnoliopsida, Brassicales, Brassicaceae. The record is from the annotation of a GenBank genome assembly.
AUGGUGAAAUCGACAAGUAAGGAUGCUCAGGAUCUGUUCCGAUCUCUUCACUCCGCAUAUUCUGCGACUCCGACUAAUCUGAAGGUCAUCGACUUGUAUGUCGUUUUCGCUGUCUUCACUGCUUUGAUUCAGGUGGCUUAUAUGGCUUUGGUGGGAUCAUUUCCGUUUAACUCAUUCCUAUCUGGGGUUCUCUCUUGUAUCGGGACAGCAGUUCUUGCUGUUUGCCUCCGGAUUCAAGUGAACAAAGAAAACAAGGAGUUCAAGGAUUUGGCACCGGAACGAGCUUUUGCUGAUUUUGUCCUCUGCAACUUGGUCCUGCACUUGGUGAUCAUAAACUUCCUCGGAUAGGUUUCCGUCUCCUAUCUUACAGAGGUUGCUUUCAUGUAAUCAUGUUAUGGAGUUUUUUUAGGUGUCACUUGGAAUCAAAACUGUAGUAGUAUUGAGAUAUUUCUGUCAAAGAAUCGAACUUUUUGGUCUUUCAAUAAACAGUGCUACAUAUACUUGGUUGAAAACUCAAAUUGGUUUCGGUCGGCCUCUGUUUGAA